AUGCGCUUGGCAAAGGCCAUGUCCUUGGCCCACAUGCGCUUCGGGGAGAACCCGGAGCCAGCACCACCCGCAGAGAAGGCCGCCUUAAAGGAAGGCCGCCAGCUGCUGGCAGAGGUGCUGAAGGUCUCAGAGGCCCUCAACAACGCCUCGGUCAGAUAUGAAUGCAUGAAGAUGAACUUGCAGGUUUGCAUCCAGGACGAAGAUGUCGUGGAGGCCCGAAAAGUCUUGGCGCAGCUCCAGGAGGAGCGGCCCGACGAUGAAGACUUGAAGAGUGACAAUGCUAGGAUCAACCGCUUAGAGAACGACCUGUCGCUGAAGCAAGGUGCUGGCACUGUGGAGGAGCUGCAGAAGGAUUUGCAGCAGGCUGUCUCCCGCCAAAGGCCAUCUCAGACUCAGAACGUAUCUCAGACCAUCGCGCCGAAGGACACAAAGGCAGAACCUCAUUUGGGUCCAGUCCUUCAAAUGGAUCUUCCAGAAAGGAGGAAAGAUAACAGCUCUGCCUUGUGCAAUCCCCACUGGACCUGGUCUGGGGUGGCCAGUUUUUGGAAGGUCUCCCGGUCGAGUGGCUCAUACAUCGAGUGGAACAUCCAGCGUGGAGGAGGCGAGCGAAGGGAGGAAUUCGCUGAAUGGUCUCGUGGUGAGCCUUGCGAGAAGGGUGGCGCUGUGCAAGAGGGCACUGCCGUAGUCGUGGUGCAAAGCGCUGACCGUUUCAGUCCGAAUAUUUGGCAUCGAAUGACUGCAAUUUUUGAGGCUUGGGUCACUCCCAGAGUUUUACAACUCAAAAAGGUGCUGGGAGAUUAUGUCACCAUUUACUACUAUGUCGAGGAAUCCCCGCUGGCGAAUGUGAAGACUGACAAGGGACCAUAUCAGUGGCACCUCCUUGGAACUACAACUUCCAAAGACUGUGGCUUUGAACAUCGUAUCAUUGCUCCAUGGAAUGGUUUUCUUUGGGACUUGGCCUGGGACCUUCGCCUCCUGUGCGUGCGAUCCGAUCUUUGGCUUGACUUCCAAGCGGCGGCCUUCGCGGGCGUUGGUGUGCGUCAGUCGGAGUAUGUCACCCGAGCCACUGGGCGGAGUGUUUGCUACAUGGCCCGGCCGGGCUCGACGAGAGAGUUGAGUGAUGCCAGCAUUGGUCGUUUGAGACAGGCAACCAACAAAGUCUUGUUGGAUAAGCAGCCUUUGGGCUUCCACUAUCUUAACUUGACCUACUUGGUGCCAAUCAAGGAGCAAGUGGCCAAGAUUUACAUGUGCGAUAUCCUGGUAGGGGUGCAUGGGGCUGGACUCAUCCACUCCAUGUGGAUGUAUCCACAAAGUGCCGUGGUGGAAAUCUUGGACCAAGAACAUUUGGCUGCCGGAUACUUCCGAAACAUCGCGCAUUUGUCCGGACAUACGUACUUUAAACUCAAGAAAUCCGUGCUGGAGUCGGACAGCUCCUUGGUCCUUGGUGCGCUGACCAGUGCAGCUCACAUCGUCUCUAACAAGGCUGCCUUCUCUCGUGACAAGCCCAAGGUUAGCGAGAUCCUUGAAGCAUUGCUAGGGAUGUUCAAGGAGAGCAAAGUCACAUAUGAUGCGGUGAAGACUUGCAAAGUUGGAAAGGAUGUGGGCAACGCGAUGAAGAUGGGCGAUCCUGACAUCGCUGCUUUGGGACGAAAGGCUGUUGGAGAGAUUCAGGCACUGGCACAAAGAGCAGCACUGGGCAUCUGA
This is a messenger RNA of Durusdinium trenchii, 1704 nucleotides long. The record is from the annotation of a GenBank genome assembly. Lineage: Eukaryota; Dinophyceae; Suessiales; Symbiodiniaceae.